AAGUAACUCCUCCUGGAUUGAGAUUGAGACAACAGUAAAGGCAGUGACCGUUUUUUCACUCCAGUGAGUGCAGAUCUCAGACUUUGCCUUACGGUGGAGGAUGUUGUCCCUGAGACGGGUGGCCCCUGGAAUACUGUUCUGCGUCUUUAAAGAGCAACUCUUCCUUCAGUGCCGAAUGUGUAGUCACCUCUGUCUGGCAGUGCCUGAAAAAUAUUUGAAGGGGAUGAGAAUGAAUAAGAAAAGAAACUGCAAAUCUGCUCUCUAUUUAUGCCUCUACAACUGGCCAACGACUUGCAUCAGAUUUCCAAGACUAGUUCCUACUUCUGUUUUUAUUACACUAAUUCCAAUUCUUCUCCCUGCAGUCUAGAUGGUAUUCUUUAUUCCUGAAGCUGUUUAUGUUUUUUUGCAAUGCUACUCAGUUCUCAGGCAAGCGCAACUGGAAUGCAGCAAAAGACUUGCAGAGAUACAGACAUCGUUACCCGGGUUUGGUAGAACCAGAAAAUGAUGAGGAAGAAGAGAUGUGGAACUUAAGCUUUUACAGAAAUGAAAUUUGUUUUUUGCCCCAGGGUUUGCAUAUUGAAGCUCUUCUUGAGUCUUGGUGGGACAACUAUGAAGUUCUGGAAGAAAACCAUUCUUACAUACAAUGGUUAUUCCCUUUACGUGAACAUGGGAUGAACUGGCAUGCCAAGCAACUCACACGUCAAGAAAUUGAGGCCUUUAAGAAGUCCGAAGAAGUUAUGCAAAGGUUUGAACGUGCUUAUCAACUCAUGUUGAGAUUUUAUGGAAUCACUCUGACUAACCAGAAAACUGGAGAACUUGAAAGAGCAGAGAAUUGGACUGAAAGGUUUCAAAACCUGAACCGAUUUAGCCACAACAAUUUGCGGAUUACUCGCAUCCUGAAGUGCCUGGGGGAGAUGGGAUACGAACACUAUCAAGUGCACUUGGUGAAGUUUUUCCUAACAGAAACUCUUGUUAAGGAGACGCUGCCAAAUGUCAAGAGAAGUGCCUUGGAUUACUUUCUGUUCACUAUCAGAAGCAAACGGAAGAGAAGAGAACUAGUCCACUAUGCCUGGCAACACUUCAAGCCUCAGAGCAGCUUUAUAUGGGCACCACAGGACAAACUGUUGAAGUACAGACCCUGCUCAGCCAAGACACAGCUGUACCAAAAAGAUGAAAAUAAACAGGAACCUCCUGGUAAAAAAAGUGAUGAUUCUGUGGAAAACGAUCAGAAAGAUGAGUUGUUAGAGGAGGAACAGAAAGUUAGAGAUAAUGCAGACUUACAGCCUGAAGAAGUGAAUGAAGAAGACCUAAGAGAGAAGUUAAGUGAACAUGUUUCACAGGGUGGGGAUGGUGAAGAAGAGAGAGACCCUUCAUUUGCCCGACAGGAGGAGAAGGAUUUGAAUAGCGAGGCUGAAGAAGUACAGAGUACGACAGAGAAUGACUGUGCAAAGGAGAGCAAGAAGAGAAAACUGGAUGCAAGUAGGGCAGACACUAAACACAGUGAGCCAUUGAAAAGCCCAAAUGAUAUUGAAAAAAUUUCUCGUAAUCUAGGAGAAUGUGCAAUUGAUGCAGAAAUCCCCUCCUCGGUUCCAGUCUUGCAGACGGAAGAGGACCAGGAAAUACCUAAGGACGACGCUGUAAAAACUGAAGAGGUAAUGGUGCCAGAGGCAGCUGACGCAGCUGUAAAACGGAGGAAAGUUGAUAAAAGAACAAUGAAAGGCAGAACAUGCACCUUGGCCAUUAACCUGAACAUGAGACCCCCUGCUGUCAAUGCCCCGUUAAAUCCACCUGUUGCAAACACUGAGACUGAGGAGGGAAGAGUUAGUGAGAAGACGACAGCUGUGGAAGAGGCCAGUGAGAACACUGGUGGUGAUACAAAAGGUGGAGUUGUGGACGUCCCAGCUGAGUGCAAGGUCCCCAAGAGAGACGGGACUUCUCCAGUAAGCGAUGACUUGGACUCAGGUGGAGAUCAAGUCACAGCAGAGAGUGACCGUUACCACUGCAGUAGCGUUCUCCUGGGAUGCAAAAGUGAGGCAGACAAGGUAGAGCGGCAUGAAAAGGCAGAAGAAAAUGCAAACGAAAAGAUGGAAGCAAAAGCUAUAGGCAAGAACCAAAAUCAAGAGAGUCUUGAGCAAAGCAUGGCAUCCGUUUGUCCUGAACAAGACAGUGCUGAGGUUGCAAUACAAAAAGGUGAUAGCUCUCAGCCUGUGGCAGAAUCUAAUGAAGAGCAAGUAGCAACAGAGCGAGACGAGCAUGGCAACAGUACUUGAGCAAGCAGAGAAGAGACUGCUUUAACUGCUGGGAGCCAGCUUUGGUGAUACGGAGAGCAGAGGUACAUGGAAAAAUAAAUUUCCUUCGGACUGAUACUGCUUAAACCCAGUCUGACCUUCAUCUUCCACCCUUUUUUAUUUUUCAGUCGUUUGUAGUGACUUUGGGAACCAGCCCUUGCUUACCCUACAGAGGAAAACUCUAAUUUAGUCAUCUUCAUGGAUGGACUGUGUCCUAUUACUGUUUUUUAUCCAAUAUUCAGGACUACUUGGGAGCAACAGGGAUUUUUGCUCUAUGCUUUGUUUCUGGUAUGUCCUUUUUUUAAAGAGAAGAGGAAAAAUAAUCUGUGUCCUUGUUUGAACUAGUCAUGUAUGAAAUACAAGAUUUUUAAUGCAGGACAGACAGCAUGAGCUACUUUGCUUUCUUUCUUUUACUAUAUAACUUCUCUCUGUUAUUUGAAAGUCUACACCUUCACUGAAGGCUUAUUUACUCCUGGCAAAGGUGCUGUGUGUCCGCUUCCUAGGGCGGAAAUUGUAAUUUUUGUGGCAUUUGCCUGAAAGAAAUGAGCACAUGCAUUUCUCAUGCAUCUAAGAGUGUAGUUGCCCCACUCCUCCUGUAAGAAAAUAGAUUUGAGCUUAACCUGGGAUAAAGAGACCUUUAGACUAUAUCUGUUAUGACCAGGAUUAACCUUUGUGUAUAGAUACUGUUCCUCGUAAUGCAAAGUGUUGAGUAAUCUGUUCACUUCGUCCCCAGCAGAAAUUUCCUGGUAGCGCUUGUUAAGAGUUGCUGAGAGUAUGAGUUGUCUAACAGUGUCUAAAAGCAACACCUUCAAACUUUGUUUGAAGCUGUUUGGAGCUCUUUUUUCCCAGGUUUUUUUAAUCACUUCCAGGCCUUUGAUAGUCUUCCGCACACAUUUCUGUCUGCUGCUGGUUCAAAGGCCUUUCUUUUUGCCAAAAUAUUGUUUAUUUUUGCGUCUUUUCAGACUUUGUGGUUAAUUUCAAGUGGCCUUUGGUUGUCUUUUCUGCAGGCCCAUUGAAUGAAGUCGGAUGUGUCAAAUUUAAACAACUUCUUAGUUAUGGCAGAUCUUUUAGUAUUAACAAUCAGGAUGUCAGACAGCAAGGGCAUGUUCUACUGCAGCAUGUCUGGAAAUCACUGGGGCUUUGUUGUGGAGCUAUUAGUUGAGACUAUUUAAUUGGAGGGAGGAGUAGACUUGUCUGGUUCACUUAUUUACAGUCCUAGAGAAUUUAAUCUCGGACCUUGCCAGCUAUUUGCCUGCCUUAAUGUUACUGCCCUCCCCCGUCAGCCAUUCUGCCUGACUUACACAGUAUUCAGCCAAGUCUGAAAGAGCAUUAAGCAAUUUUGCACUUUUGCUCCUGGAGAUUUACAACAGGGGAUCUGUUUCAUGAAGUAAAGGAAACCAUUCCUAACAGCCAGAAGGGCUGGACUUGGUGUUUGCUCAGAUUGUGUGUCUUAGUCGUGGGGUUUUUAGGUGCUGUUUGCUUUGUGUAGGUUGGUGGCUUGCCAGAAAGCUGAUGCAGUAGUCCUUGCAAUGUUAAUGUUUCUCCUCUCUCUGCUACAGCUCUUAAGAAGCUUCAUCUCUCAAGGAAUUUGAUCUGUGAUUUGCCUUCCUAGUAUGUGGGCCCUGAUCGAGCAUGCCACAUACAUAUGUGGAGGUAUAAAAGUCCUCAAGGUUAAGGAGAUCAUUUAAUGGUCAUGGUUACACACAGGCUGGAAAACAGCUUAAAUGUUUUUAAAAACAUGUCUUUUUCUUUUAUGGAAAAAUGGUGUUAAAUAGCCACUAACAAUACAAUUAACUACAGAUACAAAUACUUGAACAUGUUGAAUGAAAAAUCUUUCAUAAAAGAUUCGUAAGAAAUUAUUAAUGAUAGUUUUUGUACAGAUUUACAGGUUGUGGGUGUUUGAUUUAAUGAACUUUCCAUUGUGAAUAUGUGCUCAGUUGGGGGCUAGAUCAUAAAUCUUGUGUGGUGACGUGCAGCUUGUUUGUUCCUUUUAAUGAGAUUGCAGUGAGAGCCUUAGUCUGGAGUGCGCAGGCUGUUCCCUAUCAUGAUCGGGUUUAGAAUUUCGGCUGUGAUGUUUGCAGUGGGUUCACAGGAUGUGUUUUCCAUCACUUGGAGCUGUAUGAUGGAGUCUAUUAUGUUAAUGUCACCCAUUAAAGCAUGAUUUCAAUGCGCA
Struthio camelus australis is the source of this 4461-nucleotide messenger RNA. The record is from RefSeq and is a predicted model, not a curated record. Lineage: Eukaryota; Metazoa; Chordata; Aves; Struthioniformes; Struthionidae.